Messenger RNA from Penaeus chinensis, 3555 nucleotides. RefSeq lists its product as uncharacterized. Gene Ontology annotation, biological process: positive regulation of double-strand break repair. The record is from RefSeq and is a predicted model, not a curated record. Bases 207 to 3389 code for a protein of 1060 amino acids. The transcript is spliced from 17 exons. NCBI's taxonomy places the organism in Eukaryota, Metazoa, Arthropoda, Malacostraca, Decapoda, Penaeidae. Gene Ontology annotation, molecular function: protein binding.
ACAAAGUGGAAGGUCUUGUCUUCGGAGAGAGAAGCUUUUUCGUCAUUUUUGCGCUUUAUUUCAGUAAUUGCGAUGUCUAUUUGGUUGUGAUUGACAUAGGAAUAUACCAUGAGUCUAUUCGGCGACGAAGGAAGGCGGAAAUGGAGAGUGAUAUUGUAAAAAAGGCCGUAGAGGUGAUGAGUUUGAAAAUCAAGUGAGAGAAGGACAUGAUCGUCAAAAUGUCGGCUUGUUCACCCAAGAAGAUGAUGAAGAGGUUUCUCAUUUCUGGGGUUCACAACCAAGAGGAGCUUCAGAUGAUAAGAAAGAAGAUUGUGGAGCUGGGUGGGAAAAUUGAAGAUAAUGUAAAGAACAGCUUUAUAUCUCUAUGCACCCAUGUUCUUGUCAAGGAGUUCAAUAUGACAGAGAAGGUGCUCGGGGGCCUAGCAUCAGGAAAAUGGCUUGUGCAACCCGAGUUCAUCCUGGACAGUCACCGCCAGGGCAAGUGGCUCGAGGAAAGCCAGUACGAGAUCAAGGAAUUUGUAGAGUGCAGGCAGAAGAGGAAUGACAGUCACAUCGGCCUUUACUCUGGAUGGAAGGUUUAUGUCAAGCUGGAGAACAACACCUUGACCAAAUCCUUUCGAAGGGUCACUGCUGCUGGAGGAGCCGAGAUCAUUUCGUUGAUAGAGAUCUCGCAGUCCGAUUUCAUAAUCACGGAGAGGAAGAUGGCAGCCUCCAUUCGUGAGACAGUCGGGCCAAACAUCCCCAUUGUGUGCUUCACUUACAUCAAGGACACAAUCGUCAGGGGAGUUUCACCCUCAGACUUGAGACCAUACCUUCUAGAUGCUUGUGACAAUGCACAGUUGACAAGAAAAGUUGAUCUUACCAGGCCCCAAAUAAGAAAUGGAGACAUCCAGCCCAAGAAGCUGCUCAGUGAGAUGCAGAUGAACACUUACAAAAAGAAUGUAUUUGGCAUAACUUACCAACAACCAAGACUUGACCAGUAUGUCAGGAUUGAGUCACCUGGCAAAUUACCUCAAGCCUGUUCUCCAGUCAGAAGGACACCUUCUUCGAGCCGGAAACGCAGGUACCAGUUUUGUCAGGUUACCCCAGAGAAGCAGCAGCCUUCUAUCUUCAAGUAUUUCAUAAAGAAGGGACCUGAUGGGGAGCAGAGCAGCUCAAAGAGUAGUGCAAGAAAUGGGGAAAUAUCUGUGACUGAGGAUGGGAAUGACAACGAUGUUGAAGUUAUUGGAGAAACCUCAAGGAGUGGUACAGGAAACAUGUUAAGCAGUGACAGAGUGCAAGAGGUUGGCAAUGAGUGUGUGAUUACUGCAGUACAGAAAGGGAAAUUACCAAGUAAGGGGAUUUGUGGUGAUAAUUAUAAGGAAGUAACAGAAAAUGCCAUCAGAAACAGAAUGAAAAUUAUGGUAGAAAGACUUCAUGCAAGUAAAAAUUUUACAGAGAACCAGAAGAAAGUACUUCCAUAUACCGUAGAUUUAACAAGAACAUCACAUGAAGAAUCAGUAGUCUCAGUAGACGUUUCAAGUGAAGUAGUAUGUUUAGGAAAUGAAAUGACCGUUUCAUGUAGUAUUGAUAAGGAAAAUAGGGUUGAUUCUAGUGACUUACCAGUAGAUGAAACAAUAGAUUCUGAUGAACUGAAAAGAGACAGUGCAACAGUUUUAAAGGGAGUAAAAGAAGAUAAAAAACUAUCCAAGGAAGUAUUUAGAACUGCCCCAGACAUUACAAGAGCAGAUGUUUCUUCAACUGUACAAAACACAUUAAUAGAAGAAAGCGCUUCCACGAAAAUGUUUGAUGUGCAUUGCUUACUGAAAAAAGUGUCUGUUAAUAUUGGUCCAAGAAUAGAGGAGUUGAUAAGUCCAGCAAAAGCACCACUGAACAUAGUUGAACAGAGUGAAGCUUGCAAUCUACCUGUGAAAGAAAAAUUAAAAGACACCUCAAGGCAAAUGAAAAUAGAUAGUGAGGAAGUGAAAAGAUCUAUUGGAAAAUUUAUAAGAAAGAGUAAAAGGGUAAGUGGCAUCUACAGCAGUGAUAUUGUUGUAAUUCACAGUGAAGUAAGCAAAGAGCAAAGCAACCCAAAGAACUUCCAGAGUGCAGAGUUGUCAAACCAGGAAAGUGACAUGCAUGCCUCCCCCGAAGUGCGAGAACUGAGUGUCGAGGAGGUCUCAUACUUCGAGUCAAGCAUUGAUGAAGACGUGCGAGGCAUUCAGAUGUUUGCCACUGGAGAACAGUCAAUCAUUGUAACGGGUAUGGACUCACUGGACCUGAGUGUAACACCGUAUACUUAUCCUCCCAGUAGUUUGUUUGGGGACCUUCUGAGGCGAUUGAUCUUAGAGACCAGGUUCACCAUCGUCUGUUCUUAUGCCUUGAACAUGGCACACAAGAUUCUCUCCUUACACCCCCCAAAAAGCUCCCGCUGGCGGAACUACUAUUAUGAAGUGUUUGCAGCGGCACUGCAGAAUCAAGAGACUGUAAGCCUUCAGGCAUGGAGGUUUAUUCACCAUGUGAUAGAAUGCUCCCUGAGUGACACUGAUGAGGAGGAUCACAACACAGAUACCGAGGCAGAGGACCCACCCAUCAUAAGGGAAAAUGCGUUGAGUCUCUUGAGGUUUAUUGUCUUAGUCCUCAGGGAAGACAUGAAACACUGGAAUGAGAGGGAGUCGAUCAAUCAUCUUCUCAGCUGGAAAAUCUUCUUGGGUCAGCUGACACAGCCAACUUUAACAACAAGUCCAGUGAAACACCUGUUGCGAAUAUGGGUUGCUGUACAGUCAGCUGACCCAGCUGUGAGACAGUGUGUUGCAGAUCUUGUAUCAAUACUCUUGGAGGUCUUAUGGAAAUAUGAGAAAACAUUACUACUGCCAGUCAGCCCAUUACCAAAGUCAAUUGCACUCUUUAGCACAGAAUUUCUCCUCCAAGUCAAAGAUUUGGGCUCUAGUCACUUGAUGAAGCUCAUUAACAGCUUCUCAUCUCCAUGGCCAAAGAUGGUUGUGUCUUCUGUGAUCUUCCAAGAAAUUACUCAGAUCUUCAAUCAGAUAAUUAAUCUCGGAGAUAUUGUGGAUCUAAGUCAAGCUGUGGUGCUUAGUCAGUUUACUUCCACCUCUCAUUCCCCUGGGGUUUCUCAAACUAAGAAAACUUCUACCCCUUCCAAGAAGUUUCGUUUGGGCCACAAUGUGAACAAGACGAAUUUGAAGGGUGAGACAAUCCUCUUGAGAGCCUGUAUCAAAAACAACAUUGAGAAGGUGCAAGAGCUGUUGAACGUCCCGGGCAUUGACAUCAACCUGCCAGACCACUUUGGGUGGACCCCCUUGCAUGAAGCAGGCCAUAAGGGAGAGCAUUUCUCCCACGGUGCACCUGACUGCCAAAGGAGGAGACGACAAGCAAACGCCGCUGCAUGAUGCUGCUGUGCAUAAUCAGCUGGAAACUGCAAAACUUCUCUUGGAAUAUGGAGGGGGAUCUCUCUUGGAUGAGGAGAAUGUUAAGGGUGAAACUCCUCUGGCCCUGGCCGCAUCAGACGAAAUGAGGACGCUGCUCAAGUCCUUUGUUGGAAAGCUCCCCUCCAAG